GAAGGGAAUGUGGUGGUGCUUACAAUUCUAUUCUUGUUGCAUUCAUAAUUUCAUAUCCCCUCUCUCUCUAUUAAUUUCCACCACUCUUUGUGAAAGUGAAUGAUAAAUUGAAGAUGGGGAGACAACCUUGCUGUGACAAAGUUGGAUUGAAGAAAGGGCCAUGGACUGCUGAUGAAGACAAGAAACUCAUCAAUUUCAUUCUCACCAAUGGCCAAUGCUGCUGGAGAUCUGUCCCUAAACUUGCUGGGCUGCUGAGGUGUGGGAAGAGCUGCAGAUUGAGAUGGAUUAACUAUCUGAGGCCAGAUUUGAAAAGAGGACUUCUCUCUGAUGAAGAAGAGAAAUUGGUCAUUCAUCUUCAUGCCCAGCUUGGCAACAGAUGGUCCAAGAUUGCCUCUCACAUGGCCGGGAGAACAGACAACGAAAUCAAAAAUCACUGGAACACACACAUUAAAAAGAAGUUGAAAAAAAUGGGAAUCGACCCCACAACCCACCAACCUCUGCCAACCCCCGCCGUCGAUCAGCCGCUGCCGGAAUCGGAAAAAACAGAGUCCAAGUCAACCACAUUUGAGCAGUCAACCAUUUCAACUGAUGAUAGCAAUAAUGAUGAGAAAAUCAUCGAGUCAAACAACGAUGUGCUGUUAGUCAGCAGCUCCGAUUUCUGCAUUGAUGAGAUUCCGGUGAUCGGGCCCCACGAGAUCAUGCUGGCGCCCGAUCAGAGCUCCCCGACGCCUUCGUGCUCGUCGUCUUGCUCCAGCAAUGGCGCGUCGUGGCCAAACGCAGCGGGGUUGGCAGCGCAGAGCUUUGAGGAUUACUGCAGUGAGAUUGUGAAUAGUGAUAUAUGGGAGCAAGAUUUUAAGGAUGUGUUUGAUUUGUUGGGAGAUUUUGAGAGUGAUUUGAAGGAGGAAGAUGCCAUGAAUCUUGAUUCUUCUUCAUGGGAGAUGAUCAAAUUUAAUGUCAUGUGAAAUGUUAAUUGGUACUAGUUUUUAGUAUUUUUCUUUUAGUGAAUAAUGGUUAUGGAGAGUGAGAGUUGGAAAUAUUUUUCUUCAUUGUGGCCCACAUUUUUAGUUGCUCUGAAAUUUGAGGUAACUAAUAGAGGAAUAUUAACCAUUUUUCUUUGUCGUAUUUAGUUGCUUUGAGAAUUGGUAAGAGUAAUAUUAACCAUUUCUUGGAUAUUGAUGGGGGGUCACUAACUGUUGUAUUGAAUAUAGGAGUUGAGAUAUGAGAAUAUGAUAAAGGACUUUGACUUGUUA
Molecule: messenger RNA, 1250 nt
Organism: Salvia splendens (bonfire salvia)
Lineage: Eukaryota; Viridiplantae; Streptophyta; Magnoliopsida; Lamiales; Lamiaceae
Product: transcription factor MYB20-like
Exons: 3
Coding region: 114-962 (282 amino acids)
Source: RefSeq, a predicted model, not a curated record